AUGAGCAGACGAAACCAGGAACAAAAAGGGGACAUGACAGGCAGUUUGUCAACACCUUUGCGCCAGCUCUCGAUUGCUCCAAGCCAGCUUCCUCAGCAAUGUACUUCUGUGGAUGAUGUUAAAUUAUCUCGUGAUGCGGAAGUAUUCAACCUUUCCGCUGAAUCAGCCUUGAAGAUACUGUGCGCACGCGUGGACAAACUUGCCAAAUCUACCGGUGAUAUCCCCUCAUCGACACCCGUUGGUGAAUUCAUUCCCCAGGACGAAACCUGUACCAACUCUCCUACAGGGAAAAACAGCAACAACAACAACAACCUCCAGACAGAUGCCAACGCGGAGACCGGCAGAGAACAGCGUGAAAUCGAUUCACCAAGGAUAUUGAUAAAGAGCUUUUACAGCAAGCAGAUUUCCUCACUAACCCUGGAAGAGUAUCUUCUCCGACUUCACCGUUACUGCCCGAUGUCAACAGCAGUAUAUUUGGCGACGAGCCAUUACAUUAUAUAUAUGGCAACAGUGGAGAAAAUCAUCUACGUGACGCCGCGUAACAUGCAUCGUCUCAUUUUAGGGGGGCUUCGGGUGGCAUCAAAAAUGAUGGAGGAUCUUUGUUAUCGACACAGGAGGUUUGCUAAGGUUGGGGGAGUGACGGAACGUGAGCUGGCUAGGCUUGAGAUUAACUUUUGCUUCUUGAUGGAUUAUGACUUGAAAGUUGACGUUGAGAUGAUGUUUCGUGAAAUCGAGGCAUAUCGGGAGGGGGCCAGAUAG
Messenger RNA from Paracoccidioides lutzii Pb01, 759 nucleotides. RefSeq lists its product as hypothetical. Bases 1 to 759 code for a protein of 252 amino acids. The transcript has a single exon. The record is from RefSeq and is a predicted model, not a curated record. Gene Ontology annotation, cellular component: cyclin-dependent protein kinase holoenzyme complex; nucleus. Gene Ontology annotation, molecular function: cyclin-dependent protein serine/threonine kinase regulator activity; protein kinase binding. Gene Ontology annotation, biological process: regulation of cyclin-dependent protein serine/threonine kinase activity.